Molecule: messenger RNA, 471 nt
Organism: Parnassius apollo (apollo)
Lineage: Eukaryota; Metazoa; Arthropoda; Insecta; Lepidoptera; Papilionidae
Source: the annotation of a GenBank genome assembly
AUGAUUUUUAUAGCUUUACUUCCUUUGAUAUCCAUACUAUUAUCACUAUUAGUUGUGAGAAUUAGGGAUUUGUAUAGUAAAACCAAUGCACAAUAUCUUAUAGCUGGUGCUUUUGCUACUUUGGUGUUGCUUGCAUCUGGGACACUUGCUGUUGCCCCUUAUGUUGAGUUUUUGUCUUCAGUUGCAGUCUUUAAUGUAUCUCUUCCUGUUGCCUUGAGUUUAUCUAUACUAUCUACUUUAAUACUCUCACUUUCAUGCAAGAUGAUUAGUAAUAAUAAGAAAAUAGAGGUUGAGAAAAAUAAGUUUGCUGAAAAAGAGCAAAAGUUAGAAAGCGUAGAACAACAAUUUGAGAGUAAGGUACAAGAGUUAGAAAAUAAAAUAACUCUAGAAAAAGAAGCUAAAGAAGCUGUAAUCAAAGAAGUGGAGAAAUUGAAUAAUCAACUAAAUGAAUUAACUCGAGAAAAGAGUUAA